AUGCUCAGCAGUGCCAAGAUCUUCGUCAUGUCCGUCGCCGUCGCGGUCGUUUCUAGCGGAGUAAACGCUGAGAUGCAGGCGACUCAACUGGUGGUCGGCGGUCCGGGCUACGUCGGCGUUGGCGUCCCUGGUGUUGUAGGUGUCAGCGGCCUAGGCGUCUACGGCACUGGCUACGGCUACGGUCCUGGCGUCUAUGGCGGGGUCUACGGCCCCGGCUACGGCUACAAUGGAGUCGCUCCGGGCGGUGCCACGGCAAGCGCCACAGCGAAUGCGAACGCGUACCGCAAGCUUCGCUCCGAGGAGCAAUAA
Messenger RNA from Phytophthora sojae, 309 nucleotides. RefSeq lists its product as hypothetical. Bases 1 to 309 code for a protein of 102 amino acids. The record is from RefSeq and is a predicted model, not a curated record. NCBI's taxonomy places the organism in Eukaryota, Oomycota, Peronosporomycetes, Peronosporales, Peronosporaceae. The transcript has a single exon.